Molecule: messenger RNA, 2711 nt
Organism: Chilo suppressalis (striped riceborer)
Lineage: Eukaryota; Metazoa; Arthropoda; Insecta; Lepidoptera; Crambidae
Source: the annotation of a GenBank genome assembly
UCUUAAUUGAAUCGCAUUAUAGGUAUAAUUAUGUAGAGUAAUGUGAAUACAGCCAGUACCGUAUUAUCUGGUUGCUUAGCUACCGUUACCACCCGGCCACGCGCUCUACAAUAAUCAUAAUGUUUGUAUUUUAUUUUUAUUGCAAGUUUAAUAUCAAAGAAAUGCCGCACCACAGCGUAUCGUGGCAACCACCACUGCAGCGCGGACAAAGAAUAUCGAAAUUAAUGCCUAAAAUAUGUUAUUAUUGAUAUUUAAUCAAAAUUGAGUGUGUGGGUGAUUAGGAGACGAUAGCCGGAAAUGUCUGACAGCGAAGAGAGUGACGGCGAAGGAGGUCUCGGUAAUCUGAGCAGACUGAUCGUCCGGCCUCCGGGGCAAAGCGGCAAAGCCAAGAGGGGCCAAUUGUGCUUCGAUGCGGCUUAUGAGUGCGGCAACCUGGGCCGCGCGGACCACGUGACCGACCUGGAGUACGACCUGUAUGUGCGGCCGGACACCUGCCGCCCCAGGGCCAGGUUCUGGUACAACUUCACUGUGGAGAACGUGAAGCAGGAUCAGAGAGUUAUUUUCAAUAUAGUCAAUUUAGGAAAAGAAAUAACGCUAUACAACAGCGACAUGACGCCUCUAGUUCGUUCUACAUCACGUCAAAAAUGGCAGAGGAUACCGCGGCGUCUGAUCUUCUACCACAAGUCGCUGGCGCACCGCGGCCGCAAGAUCCUCAGCAUCGCGUUUGCCUUUGACCGCGAAGAAGACGUGUACCACUUCACGGCAGCCACGCCCUACUCGUACUCGCGCUGCCAGAAGCACCUGGCUGCAUGGGAGAAGAAGGCGCUGGGCUUCGGUGCCAGGGAGUCGAUCGCGCAAUCAACUCAAAAGCGUCGAGUAGAUCUGGUAACAAUAGGAAACUUUGAUUUAAAAGACAGCGAAUUGAAAGAAGACCAUCCCAAUAUGGUGAAGGGCAAAGCAGUCCAACCUAAGAAGAGGGUCGUGUUCAUUAUUGCAAGGGCACAUGGCGGCGAACCUGCGUCCUCGUUCAUUUGUCAAGGGUUAUUGGACUAUUUAGUGAGCACAUCUGAAAAAGCGGUCGCAUUACGGAACGGCAUAGUAAUCCAGGUGAUUCCCAUGCUGAAUCCCGAUGGUGUGUUCCUGGGCAACCAGCGCUCUGACCUGCUGGGAUCCGACCUCAACCGCUGCUGGAACCGCACCACCACCUUCGCACACCCGGCGCUCAUAGCCAUCAAGGAACAGCUUAACAAACUUAAUAACGAGAAGCGGGUUCAACUGGAUUUCAUCAUCGAUAUCCAUGGAGACAUUAGCCACGAAGGAGUCUUUGUAAGAGGCAACUCUUACGAUGAUGUUUAUAGGUUCGAGCGCCACGCUGUGCUGCCCAAGUUCCUGUCGAGCCGCGUGGAGGCGUGGCGUCCGGAGGCCUGCUUCUACAACGCGGACGCGCAGGCGGCGGGCUCGGCGCGCCGCGCGCUCCCCACCGGCAGCGUCGACGGGUACUCGCUGCUGGCAUCGCUCGGCGGCCGCCGGCUCACGCCGAGAGGACCCUAUAUACACUAUACCGAGGAUGCUUAUGCAAAAAUUGGUAGAUCGGUAGUGAAAGCUUUGUGUGACUACUACCGGCAUAUUGGAGUGAUCCCUCUGCGCGUGGGCAUCACCAGCAAGAAGAAGGAACCUCGCGGGCGCCGUCGCAAGAGACGCCCCGUUAUAGAGAGAGAACGGUCAUGCAGCUCGUCGCCGGAGCGGCGCGCGGUGCGGCCGCGCAUGCUGUCGCCGGCACUGCCGGAGUCUUGGCCGGCGCCGCUGCGCGCACUGCCGCCGCGUGUGUCUCGCCUCGCGGGACUACGCGCGCGUCCGCAUACUGUUCCCGAUAUCGAAACCUUCCUUCCGAUCAUCACCGGGACAGCGGUGCGCACUCCUCGCCUAGCAGUGGUGGACAUGAGCGCAUACAUCCGCAGUCCGCCUGGCUACGACAUCAGAGCGCAGAGAUCGAAGCAUCGCCUCGCACGUCCCCCGCGUCCUUCUCACCCGCGCUAUACCAGUGAUGAAUACGACACGCACGAAUCCGACUCAUGAAGCGCAUGCACCAUUAUCAUCAGGGGGACAGAGGUGUCGAGUCCUCGCCUGGCUGUGGUGGAUAUCAUAGCCCAGAGAACGCAGCACCGCCUCGCACGCCACCGGCGCCCCUCUCACCCGCGCUAUACCAGUGAUAAAUAUGACACGCACGAAUCAGACUCAUGAAGCGCAUGCACCAUCAUCAUCAAAGGGACAGGAGUGUGGAGUCCUCGCCUGGCGAUGGUGGAUCUCAGAGCCCAGAGAUCGCAGCACCGCCUCGUACGACACCCGCGCCAUACCAGUCAUGAAUAUGACAUGCACGAAUCAGAUUCAUGAAGCGCAUGCACCAUCAUCAUCAAAGGGACAGUAGUGUGGAGUCCUCGCCUGGCGGUGGUGAAUAUCAAAGCCCAGAGAUCGAAGCAGCGCCUUCACCCACCCCUCUCACCCGCCCUAUAACAGCGAUAAAUAUGACAUGCACGAAUCAAAUUCAUGAAGCGCACACACCACCAUCAGCUGGGAGACAGAGGUGUCGUGUCUUCGCCUGGCGGUGCUGAAUAACAGAGCCCAGAGAUCGAAGCAUCGCCUGUUAUGUUUCCAGCAAAAAAGAAUAUGUAAUGAUUUGUUGUCUAUAAUCAAUAAAAAAUACUAGAAACAUG